This is a messenger RNA of Helobdella robusta, 633 nucleotides long. RefSeq lists its product as hypothetical. Gene Ontology annotation, biological process: homophilic cell-cell adhesion. The annotation marks the transcript as partial. The record is from RefSeq and is a predicted model, not a curated record. NCBI's taxonomy places the organism in Eukaryota, Metazoa, Annelida, Clitellata, Rhynchobdellida, Glossiphoniidae. Gene Ontology annotation, molecular function: calcium ion binding. Gene Ontology annotation, cellular component: plasma membrane. The transcript is spliced from 4 exons.
UUCGGUUUGCUGACUACCAAAGAACCAGACGGAACGCUGGUCUCAAAGUUGAUCCUCCUCAAAAAAUUAGAUCGGGAGCAGAAAGACAAGUACUUUCUCAUCCUCACUGCUUGUGAUCCGGACAAUUCGGACACGGUCAACAUUGUGGUGCAGGUGCAGGACUCGAACGACAACAAACCUCGAUUCGAGAGGGACAGCUAUGAAGUGGACAUCCCUGAAAAUUCACCGCCAGGAACUCACGUCCUUCAAGUUAAGGCUACUGAUGCUGACCUUGGAAUCAAUGCCAAGGUUCGUUAUGGAUUGACCGCGCAGUCCCACUUGAUGUAUGGGCACAUAUUCAAGAUGGAUAGGGAAUCAGGAAUCCUGUACGUCGUCGGAUUGGUUGACAGAGAAACAAGUCCAGUGUAUCAACUCGGAGUUACUGCUGAAGAUAUGGGUUGUCCGUCGAGAACAACUCGAAAGCAGUUAAUCGUCAAUUUAUCCGACGAUAACGAUAACAGUCCCAAGUUCAACAAAUCAACGUACGCCAUUCGAAUAGUUGAAAACACACCAGCCCCCACCAAAGUUCUGCUUCAUGUCACAGCCACCGAUUUGGACGACGGAGCGAACGGAGAUGUGCGCUAUCGCAUCGAC